Messenger RNA from Anthostomella pinea, 1203 nucleotides. The record is from the annotation of a GenBank genome assembly. NCBI's taxonomy places the organism in Eukaryota, Fungi, Ascomycota, Sordariomycetes, Xylariales, Xylariaceae.
AUGGAUCCAUCGACCCGCCGGCGCAGGGGCAGAUCCAGGUCGGAGCAGUCCACCAGCUCCGAUGGUUCAGAUUCUUGUUCGGAUUCAGACGAUUACGAUACUACCGACAUCGCUGUAUACAAGGCGUACGAAGAGAAGGAGAUGACCGAUGAUGCUUCGGGAACCCAGGCUGCAAGGAGAAGCCUCGAGCCAUCUGUGGUGUGGGCAGCCAGCGUUUUUGACGUCGGUGCACAGAAGCGCCGCGAUAAGAAAAAACCCGUUGCCAUCUACUACAGCGAUUCCCCUCAUGAGAUAUCAAUCUUCACUCCGGACAAGAACGGCCUGCAGGACAGCUCUACCGACUCUGGAAGGCAACGAUACGACGACGGAAGCGUCCGUCCGAGUUGGAGUGGCCGUGUCUUCGAAGUAUCCUGUAAUGCGCUUGCACAUUUGCCGCACGAGCAAAAGCCAGGCUGGCCCCGCCUCGAGGACGCCCAGGUCGAGAUGCUCAAGUUCGAAAAGAUCUCCUCGAGCUCCAUCGUUGUCAAGUCCCCUUUCUUGUACUCUGGACUCAGAGCUCUUGCGAGGUACUACCCGUCAUUUUGGGGACAGCCUGCUGGGGAUCUUUUAAACCAGCAAGCAACGCGAGCAGCAGACGUCUCCGGGGAAAUAACCAUUCAUGAACCAUGGGGAUUCUUACUACACCACUUCAUGGAAAUGGAGGCUUUCAUUCAAAGCACAAGUGAGGAUUCCCCCUGGAUAUCCGCCAAUGCAAGCGCGGCCGAGAAAGACGCCUUUCAACUCGAAAGGGAACAUAUACAGCACCUGUACGACUUCGUAAAACCCCGAUACGAGGCCCAGGUCCUGCCUUGUACCAAACUUCUAGAGGCAACACCGCCGAAAAUGAUACCAUUUGACAUGCUCUGGUAUGUCUUUGCGCCCGGUACCGACGUCUACUUGCAGCAAACCGGUUUGCUGCCCCAAGUCUGCGUGGUCACAAGAGUCUCGAGUGACCUGGACGACGAGGGUUCCCAUGGUUCGAGGUUCUCUCAAAGACGCCGUGAAUACUGGAACCUGGAACUAUGGUACCUCGACAGUGAUGGACAGAGUAUUACCAGGAGAUCGAGAACAUGCCGCAUCCGGACUUAUCCAGGGGUCGAAGAGCUGAUAUGCCUUGACGUAUGCCCAGUCGACGUGUGGGAUAAACAUGAUAACUUCGGAUGA